Dentiscutata erythropus is the source of this 173-nucleotide messenger RNA. The record is from the annotation of a GenBank genome assembly. Lineage: Eukaryota; Fungi; Glomeromycota; Glomeromycetes; Diversisporales; Gigasporaceae.
GUGUCUAUCCUCCUUUACAUAAACUUGCAUAUACUAAGAAACCGGAGCAAUAUGCUAUUCCUGAUCAGUAUAUUGUUCGCAUAACAUAUGGAAAAAAAAAAUAUAUCGCAGAAUGCUCUAUCCAAUAUAUCAAUGACAAGCCAUAUUUUGCAAUACAGUUUGACAAAUACAUG